AUUAUCACUUGCUGAACAAAAUCCUUCUUUUGCUUUAGCUUGCAGAUUCGCUUGUGCCCUUGGAGAUUAAGCCUGGUAUUUCCUUAGCAACAGUUUCUGCCGUGUUGCAUACUAAAGACAACAAGCACGUGCUGCAGCUCCCACCAAAACCUCCGCAACCUCCCACCAGCAAGAAGAGAAAGCGAGUGAGUGACGACGUGCCGGAGUGUAAACCAUUGAAGCCAUUGCUGAGCGGCUCCAUCCCUGUGGACCAGUUUGUGCAGACGCUCGAGAAGCACGGUUUCAGUGACGUGAAGGUGGAGGACACAGCCAAGGGCCACAUCGUACUCCUCCAGGAGGCAGAAACCCUCAUUCAGAUUGAGGAGGACUCCACGCACAUCAUCUGCGACAACGAUGAACCUUUGAGGGUGAAACUGCGUGACCUGGUUCUCAAAUUCCUGCAGAAAUUUUAGCUCAUGGACAUCAUCCUGCUCUGCAAAGCGAGACCCCGGAGCAGCAGAGCUAAACGCUUUCCAGAGUGUGACCCCAGGGAGGGAGAGAGAAUUUCUUGAUUCAGAGAGACCAGAAACCACCUUCCCUUCAUGGAGAAGCAAGGAUGUAUUUUUAAUAUCUAUUUUUUAAAUUUUAUUUUUAACUGGGUUUGGAAUCCUUUUGAGGGGAUUCUCGUUCUGUAAAAUUGGGAGUUGGAAUCUUAUAGGAGAUAUGAACUGCAGAGUAAAUAAAUAGAGUGUAUAUUUACAAGGU
Balearica regulorum gibbericeps (East African grey crowned-crane) is the source of this 744-nucleotide messenger RNA. NCBI's taxonomy places the organism in Eukaryota, Metazoa, Chordata, Aves, Gruiformes, Gruidae. The record is from RefSeq and is a predicted model, not a curated record.